AUGAAUCUUGAGAGGAGAGCAGAGGGCUGUCCACAGUAUGUCAGGGACCCUCCCACCUAUUGUCUCAGAGCAGCAGGAGUUCUGAGGUAUAACCGGGAGUCUGACAACAGGAUAAACCUAACAACCAUUCUUCCAGCGUCCCAACCUGUGACAGAAUACCCAGUAAGGUGUGAGUUCUGUGGAGGAAAGGGCCAACCUUCACUGGAUCUAACAUGGACUCAGGAACCUGAGUCAAUGCCACUGUUCUGCUGUGCUCAGCGGCAGCAGCUGUGUAAGAUGCUGGCAAAGCAGAGAUGUUUGGUUGAGGGCAGAUGUGACCUGAGGACUCUUACUCCAUCGUCACCGAGAGACAAGCCUGGAACAGUAAAGGGGGAGCUUCUCUUACAAGGCAAGGAGAUGGAGGAUAACAACAAGUUCAUCAUGGACUUACUGGGUGGACUCAGAGAACGAUCAGAAUUAAGAAUAUACGAUGAUUACUCAAUCCAACUACCGGGGGCAGAAACCUUUCCCCCAACAUCAAAGGUCCUUAGCUUCCGGCUCUCUCGUGCUCCAGGAGAAGGAUGUUGGACAGUUUGUCCUUGUAGCGAUGCUGAAAAGGAAUUGAAAAUAAAACAGGAAGAGGAGCAGGUGUUGAUCCUUUUUUGUGACCACAAGCAACUACAGUUUGGCAUAUGUCAUUAUCAGGACAGGGCAGAACCUCUUCAGAAGAAAUACUCCAAUGGCAGGACCUUUCUUACCGUGUUCCCUGAUGGCUCUGCUCAGGCCUUCUAUCCCUCAGGCCUCUUGGCUCUGGUUGUCAUGGUCACUGCAGAAAAUGGGAGAGUCUGCAUUGUGUACGAUGACAGCGAUGCCUCCAGUCCAUCGAUGAGAGCCAUGUUCCAGUCUGACGGCAGGGCGACAUGUUAUCACAGCAAUGGGAACAUAUGGCUGACUUUAAACAGUGCCGGCGGUCAGUGUUUGGAUGAAGCUGGUGCCAGGGUUCAUCGGUGGAGCUGGAACAGUCCGAGCCUCAUCCCCACUCCCCUGCAUCCCGUCUUCCUGUCCCUCAACAAAACGAUUGGGGUCCGAAUCCUUGGGAAGGAAAAGGUGUUUGUUACCUUCCUGGCAAAAGGCCAACAGGCAAGGUUCAGAGUUGGUGCCUGCUGCGCUCAGUGUGAAUGUGCAACAGGCAGCGAUGCUUCAGGGCCGUCAAUAUCAAAGGAGGAGCUGUAUGUGUUGGCAGCCAAGGUUAGGAUUCAUCAGGCUUUCCAGAUUCUCCACCGGUACCUGAUGACGCCUUCACAUCCCCAUCUGCUGAAAAUCACAUAAGCCCCUCCUCAUGUUAUCGCCCAGAGGCUUCUAGAAGUCAGUACUGAUGUGAUGAGUGAGACAGCCUUUCUCAAAGGAUGUCAAGAUUGUCUGCCAGUAAUAAAGUAA
Messenger RNA from Gymnodraco acuticeps, 1416 nucleotides. RefSeq names its product glutamate-rich protein 6-like. NCBI's taxonomy places the organism in Eukaryota, Metazoa, Chordata, Actinopteri, Perciformes, Bathydraconidae. The record is from RefSeq and is a predicted model, not a curated record.